AUGGUUCGAGGAGGUGCUCUGGUCGGGCUGGAGUCUUGUGAAGGUAUGGGGCAUGUCUUGCACGAUUUAGGGGAUUGGUUGCUGACUUUUGGAGCUGAACGAGGCAGUCAAAAGUGGAGAAGACAAGGCUGGUCGGGUUGGAGCUCUUCUUCUUCAUCUCUUUUACAUACUGACUUGAGCGUCGGAGGCUCUACGCCGGAAACACUUCCGGCGUUGAGUUCUUGCAGUAUGGGUUUUUACGGAGUACAGUGGAUUAGUACUCACGUCCCACUAUUAUCAUUUUCAGGUCACAGGGUCGGUGCUGAGGUUUUCAGAUUUUACCGGUUCAUCAGUAUGAACAAGGAACCCUUUGAGAAUUUUACAGGUCAUGAUUCUUUCGCCGGUAUUUGGAUGCCCAUUCGUUUUCCAAUAUUUUGUUUUAUUUUCUGUGAACAACGGGCAUAUUAUUGGGCUGCUGCCUUCUUGAAAAUGACACCAAAAGGCUUAAUUUAUAGUUUUGUUGCGAAAGGGACUGUGGUUUUGGCAGAGCACACACCUUACUCAGGAAACUUCAGCACAAUUGCCGUCCAGUGCCUGCAGAAGCUUCCUUCUAGCAGCAGCAAGUACACAUACUCCUGUGACGGCCACACUUUCAAUUUUCUCCUUGACGGUGGAUUUGUUUUCCUGGUUGUUGCAGAUGAAACGAUGGGGAGAAGCGUUCCUUUUGUCUUUCUUGAAAGAGUGAAGGAUGACUUUAAACAACAUUAUGGUGAUAGCAUCAAGAGUGAUGGUCAGCAUCCUCUUGCUGACGAUGAAGAUGAAGAUGAUGAUUUAUUUGAAGACCGAUUUAGCAUUGCAUACAAUCUUGAUCGAGAAUUCGGGCCGAAACUUAAAGAGCACAUGCAGUACUGUAUGAAUCACCCAGAGGAAAUGAAUAAGCUAUCCAAAUUGAGGGCUCAAAUAACAGAAGUCAAAGGAAUAAUGAUGGACAACAUUGAAAAGGUACACUCCCAGUGCAGUCUUCUUGUUAUUGGAAGUGAAUCAUGUUAUGGGUUGGAUUGUCAGGCUCUAGUCACUCUCAGACCUUGGUCCAAUAAUCUUUGGGGGAUGUUCUUAGUCGUUUACCUCGAACUCAUCAAGCUGUGA
Messenger RNA from Striga asiatica, 1125 nucleotides. NCBI's taxonomy places the organism in Eukaryota, Viridiplantae, Streptophyta, Magnoliopsida, Lamiales, Orobanchaceae. The record is from the annotation of a GenBank genome assembly.